This is a messenger RNA of Ascoidea rubescens DSM 1968, 1200 nucleotides long. RefSeq lists its product as uncharacterized. The transcript has 2 exons. NCBI's taxonomy places the organism in Eukaryota, Fungi, Ascomycota, Saccharomycetes, Ascoideales, Ascoideaceae. Gene Ontology annotation, biological process: regulation of mitotic metaphase/anaphase transition; cellular response to glucose starvation. The annotation marks the transcript as partial. Gene Ontology annotation, molecular function: protein serine/threonine phosphatase inhibitor activity. The record is from RefSeq and is a predicted model, not a curated record.
CAUUCAAGAGAUUGGCAAGACGUUAAACUCACCUCUUUAAUUGAAAAGGCUAAACUAAUCUUUAUUCAAUCUGAUAUCUCUGUCGAAGAUGCUUUCAAAACUCUAAUCUCUCACAAUUUAACCUCAUUGCCUGUCGAAUCCUUUAAAGACGACAUUAACUGCACUACUUUUGACUACACUGAUUUAAAUAACUAUUUAUUAGUCGUCUUGGGCAAAUUAAAAUUCACUCAAUCAGAUAUCGACCAAAUUAAUUUGAACAACAAAUUCAACUCUCAAAAUCACAUUACCGACUUCAUUACAAUGGAUAUAAUCAAACAAGCUCAAAGAGGUGACCAAAUCCCAAUCAAAUACGUCUGCCAACUAUCUCCUAAAAACCCCUUUAUAAAAUUAAAUGAAGACACUCAAACUCUUUCUGAUGUAGUUGAAGUAUUAGGCUCCGGUGUUCAUAGAGUAGCAAUAGUAAAUUCAGAUCCAAAAAACCCAAGGAUAACUGGUAUUCUAUCUCAAAGAAGACUAAUCAAAUACUUGUUUGACAAUUCAAAACACUUUCCAUCGUUGGAAACCCUUUGGUCGAUGACUCUAAACGAAUUGAACAUUGGCUCAAACUUUGUUAUAUCUAUUUAUGGCGACCAACCUUUAAUCGACGCUUUAAUUAAAAUGAACUCUGACAAAAUCUCCUCAAUAGCCGUUGUUGAUAGAAACAACAAUCUUCUAGGUAACAUCUCUGUAACUGAUGUCAAACACGUAACAAUGGGCUCUCAAACAAGAUUACUAUACAAGUCUUGUCUACAUUUCAUCUCAGUUAUCCUCAAUUCAAGAGGUUUGGAAGAUGGUAAGGACUCGUACCCAGUUUUCCAUGUAAAUAAAUCAACCUCCUUUGGCAGAACUAUUGCCAAAUUGGUAGCAACAAAAGCUCAUCGUCUCUGGAUUGUUCAACCAAAAACUCACUCGCCUUCCUUCUCAUCCUCCUCUUCCGUUACUGCUCAAAACACUAUAAUAAACUCAUCUUUAUCCUCUCCAAUUCCAAUUAAACCUUCAUCUGCUAGCUCAAAAUCACCAACUCCCUCUCCUUCUUCUACUCCAAACCCAGGCAAAUCUGGUAAAUUAAUCGGUGUCGUCUCUGUAACAGAUAUCCUUGGUUUAUUAGCUAGAGUCUCCUCAAAUAAAUUCAUCGAUCCGACUGCUGCUAGAAGACAAAGA